Molecule: messenger RNA, 1203 nt
Organism: Arabidopsis arenosa
Lineage: Eukaryota; Viridiplantae; Streptophyta; Magnoliopsida; Brassicales; Brassicaceae
Source: the annotation of a GenBank genome assembly
CCUUAUCAGAGGAGCUGAUUCUGGAGCUGUUUGUUUGGAUGGAACAUUGCCUGGAUAUCACUUGCACCGUGGACAUGGAUCUGGAGCUAAUAGCUGGCUCAUUCAAUUGGAGGGAGGAGGAUGGAAUAUUGAGUGACAAAGCUCAAGAAAAUCCUGACUUCUUCAACUGGAAUAGAGUUAAGCUUCGUUACUGUGAUGGUGCUUCUUUCAGUGGAGAUGGCCAGAAUCAGGCUGCACAGCUUCAGUUUAGAGGGGAGCGCAUCUGGAGAGCCGCAAUAGAUGAUUUGAAGGCGAAUGGAAUGCGAUAUGCCAACCAGGCACUUCUCUCUGGAUGCUCUGCUGGUGGUUUAGCAGCAAUCUUGCGCUGCGAUGAGUUUAGGAACUUGUUCCCUGGAUCAACCAAAGUCAAGUGCUUGAGUGAUGCAGGCUUGUUCUUGGACACUGCCGAUGUUUCAGGCGGCCGCACAAUCAGGAACUUAUACAAUGGUGUCGUAGAAUUGCAGAGUGUGAAGAACAAUCUUCCACGUAUAUGCACAAACCAUCUCGAUCCAACCUCGUGUUUCUUCCCACAAAAUCUUAUCAGUCAGAUGAAAACUCCACUUUUUAUCAUCAACGCAGCAUACGAUACAUGGCAGAUUCAAAGCAGUAUAGCUCCAACAUCAGCUGAUCCUAGUGGGUUUUGGCAUGACUGCAGACUAAACCAUGGCAAAUGUACUCCUGCACAAUUGAGAUUCUUGCAAGGAUUCAGGGACCAGAUGCUUAGAGUAGUCAGGGGCUUCUCAAUGUCUAGACAGAAUGGAUUGUUCAUCAACUCUUGCUUUGCUCACUGCCAAACCGAGAGGCAAGAUACUUGGUUUGCCGAUGAUUCUCCUGUCAUCAGGAAAAAGGCGGUGGCAAUAGCUGUAGGAGAUUGGUAUUUCGAUAGAGCGGAAGUGAAGUUAGUCGAUUGCCCGUACCCGUGUGACAAGAGCUGCCACAACUUGGUGUUCAGAUGAUUCAUUGAUUAUGUUUCUUUCUUCUCUCAUAUAUACAUACCUUAGAAAAUUUCUUUCUUUCAAAAGGAAAGAUUUUGUAUCCUUGGUAGUAACCAAUGCCUCAUUGGUAUAUAUGAUUAAGUGUAUCCUGGAAAACCAUAAUAAAAAAAAACAAACAAACAAAGUUUGCUUAAAAAGAGUUCAAAUGUAAUCAAUCACAGAAAAAUGC